UGAGGAGGCUAGUUGGCCAAAGGUGGCGGAAGGAACAUAGGUGUACAUUUGGGAACCUGGAUUUGUCACCCAAAGCAACAAUAACGAAUAUGAAACUUGAAGACAAACUUUCUGCAUAUUUGAAGGAUCAGUCCCUAUGAAUGUCAAGCACAAGCUGUUAGGCUACCUGUCCUCCACUGGCUGUAACUCCUUUUGAUCAGGCAGGCAGAGAAAAUGCCAGUUUUGGAGAGGGAACAAUCAACCAAUCCUGACACCAAUAAUGGUUUGCCUAAGCUGCCAGUUCCUGACUUACAGCAUACACUGGACAUGUAUCUUAAGUGUAUGAAACACUUAGUACCUGAGGAGAAGUUCAGAAGGACCAAAGGCAUUGUGCAAAUGUUUGGAGCUCCUGGAGGAGUGGGCGAGAUGCUUCAACAACAACUUCACAAAAGGAGAGAGAGCAAAGCAAACUGGGUUUAUGACUACUGGCUUGAUGAUAUGUACUUGAAUAACAGAUUAGCAUUACCAGUGAACUCUAGUCCAGUUAUGGUUUUCCCAAAACAAAACUUCAAGACUGAUAGUGAUGCUUUAAGAUUUGCUGCUCAUCUCAUCUCUGCUGUACUGGAAUAUAAAACACUACUGGAAACACAUGCACUGCCGGUGGAUUUUGCUCGGGGUCAGCUGGCUGGGACUCCACUAUGUAUGGAACAGUACUAUAAGCUCUUCACUUCCUAUCGUCUUCCUGGGCCAAAAAAAGACACACUAGUUGCCCAGAAAAGCAGUGUGAUGCCUGAGCCAGAGCAUAUCAUAGUCGCCUGCAAAAAUCAGUUCUUUGUUCUGGAUGUGGUGAUCAACUUUCGGCGACUGAAUGAGAAAGAUCUGUACACUCAGUUGGAGAAGAUCAGGAAGAUGGCAGAUAAUGAAGAGGAGCGUCUUCCACCUAUUGGCCUUCUAACUUCAGAGGGGCGGACAGAGUGGGCAGAAGCUCGCAGCAUCCUUAUUAAAGAUUCUACCAACAGAGACUCCCUGGACGUGAUUGAGAGGUGCUUGUGUUUGGUGUGCUUGGAUGAACCUAGUGGCUUGCAACUUACUGACACCAAUCGUGCCUUGCUCAUGCUCCAUGGAGGAGGCCCAGAGAGACAUGGGGGGAACCGCUGGUAUGACAAACCCAUGCAGUUUGUCAUAGGGUCAGAUGGCUGCUGUGGAGUUGUAUGUGAACACUCACCCUUUGAAGGGAUUGUCCUUGUCCAGUGCACAGAGUAUCUCUUGAAAUACAUGAAAGGAAUCCCAUCUAAGUUGGUGAGGGCAGCCAGUGUGAGUGAGCUACCAGCCCCAAGGCGACUGCGUUGGAAAUGCUCUCAGGAAAUCCAGGCUCUCCUUGCCGCCUCAGCAGACAAAUUACAUCGACUUGCUAAAAAUCUGGAUAUGAAUGUUUAUAAGUAUACCAAGUAUGGCAAAGAGUUCAUCAAGCGGCAGAAAAUGAGCCCAGAUGCAUAUAUUCAAGUAGCACUUCAGUUUGCAUAUUACAGGUGUCAUAGAAGACCUGUGUCAACUUAUGAAAGUGCUUCCAUUCGUCGAUUUCAAGAGGGCCGUGUGGACAAUAUUCGUUCAGCCACAUUUGAGGCCUUGGCUUUUGGGAAGGCCAUGACUGAUGGGAGGUCAACAUUCUCGAAUGAUGAAAAGAUGAAAACUCUUCAGGAUGCCAUUAAUGCCCAGACGAAUUACACUAUCUUGGCAAUUACAGGCAUGGCCAUUGACAAUCACCUGUUGGGGCUGAGAGAAAUGGCCAUGGAGUUACACAUGGAGAUGCCUGACAUCUUCACUGAUGAGACUUACAGAGUCAGCAAUCAGUACAUCCUUUCUACAAGCCAGGUGCCUACUACAGUAGAUAUGUUCUGCUGCUAUGGUCCUGUAGUCCCAAAUGGCUAUGGUGUAUGUUACAACCCUCAAUCAGAUGCCAUUCUCUUCUGUGUGUCCAGUUUCAAUGACAGUGACGAGACUUGCAGCAACACAUUUGUGAAACAUCUAGAGGAAUGCCUGUUGGAGAUGGAAAGUCUAUGCCGCAAAAACAGUGGUAUUGCUUCAAGUUGAUAAAAUGUAGGAUUGUGUGGAUAAGUUCUGAAAUGGGUCCAUGAGUUUAAUAGUGUGACCCAAUAACCUUUACAAUACAAUAGCCUAACAAAUACAAUAGCCUAAAAUGGUCAGUUCUGAAUGCACACAUUUUAAAUACAAAUUUAAGGCACUUUAUAAAUAGACAAUAGACUUAAAAACAAUACUCGAGUGGUUAUGAUGAGAUCGUAUGACAUCUACUCUCAUGGAAGUGGGAUCUUUAGAGUAAAAGACUUUCCUAUUUCAGUUCAUUUUGAUUUCAGGCACCUAGCAUCUAAACUGUCACUUGAAAUCUUGCUCAUCAUGAUUCCUGAAGGAGGAAGUAGGCAGAUUUUGUAGGCUACUGUUACACUUCCAUUCAUGGUUGCAGAUAGUUAGCAAUAUUAAGCUACCAAAUAUAAUGUCUAGCCUAUACCGAUAUAUGCUGACUAGCUAGUCAACUAAAUUGCUCUCUACCAGACAUUACGUAACAGCGUGUCCUAACCAGAUCCAAACGAGCGACUAUCUUGUAGCAUUCGGUGUUAUCUGUCUACACUGAAUCUGUUAAAUAUGCCCUUCUAUUGCGUCAUAUUUCUCAUUUAAAAUAGCAGAGCAACGUGAGCGACCGAAAGAAAAUCUCUCAAAACGUUGUGUUGCAUCACACUGCUCGUGUCGCUUGCAGUAAAGACAAUUGAAAACAAUGUAGCCUAUUUUAACGGGUUUUUAACAGCUAAUGUUCACACACAUCGCGUCUGAUUAGGGCACGCUUUUAGGGAUAAUGUUUUGUCCGUCGGUCAUUAUCGGAAAAUAAGUCCUAACAGGACCCCAACACCAAUAAUGACCGGCGGACAAUACAUUAUCCCACUUUUUACACGGCUACUUGCCAAAACGAGUCAAGAAACUUUACUCAAUGGGUCUUUUAAGUAAGGGAUAAUGUAUUGUCCGCCAGUAAUUAUAGAAAAUAAGACCUGACAGGGCGAACAGGACCCUGAUGUAGCAGCGGAGGGGUCUUGCUUCGUCCUGAAGGGACUUAUUUUAUGAUAAUUACCAGCAGACAAUACAUUAUCACGCUUAUGACACGGCUACUUGCCAAAACGAGAAAGGAGACUUCACACAAUAGGUCUUUUAAAAUGAUUUUAAUACCAUUUUGUGGCUUCCGCUGACAAAACAAAUAGUUUGCCAAACAAAUAGAACUUGCAGGGCCAGGUGUUGCGUGGAAACGUCUUACUUGCUGAGUUUCAUUUUCAAUGAAAUUCCAUUGCAAUAGGCUAACGGACUACUUGCGGAAUGAUAUGAAAGACGUGAAUAAAAAGCACAAAACCUGUUACCAUUGGCAGCAGUCAUUAUAUAUUAUAUUAUAUAGAAGAAGAAAGUUUCAGGUGUUGUAUGGCAACGUAUUACUUGCCGACAUCAACUUUCCAUUGCGAUAAAUGAACCAACUACUAUCAACAACUAUCCUUGAAUUUCCAACAUGGAAUUGAAUAUUCUUAUCCAACAACUAUCCUUGAAUUUCCCCUGGGGAUCAAUAAAGUAUCUAUCUAUCUAUCUAUCUAUCUAUCUACUCAGAAUGAUAUGAAAGACGUGAAUAAGAAGCACAAAACCCAUUUUCCUUGACAGCGGUCUUUAUACAAAAUUCUAUAAUAUAAAAAAUAUAAAUAUAUUGCUGAAAUAACAAGACAUCAUAAUUAAAUGACAUAGAUGGUAUUUUAUGAAGCAUACUGAUAAUGUGAGAAUGGAAGGAAAACUAGUAUAGUUGACAAUGAAAGUUAAAUGGGUAAAAUGUUAUGUUGAAGCCUACACACAAUAAAAAAAAAACACUGGUCAACAUGCUUGUUAACUUUACAUAAUAGAUGUUUCAUUUCAAUGUUGUGUUGUCCAAAAUUAUAUUGAUAUUUUAACAUUUGUAUUUGGUAGAAGUAAUGUCAUAAAUGUGAAUGUUGAAGGUGAUAAUCUUAAUUUACAGUAUUUAAGGUUGGCCUGAACAUGAGAAAAGCUUGUGCAGCUUGUAUAGAAUUACUAGCUUUAGGCAAUCAUAUUCCCUGUUAUCACAUAUCAGAACAAAAAUGUAUUUCAUAUUAUGCAUGUGUAUACAUAACAUGUAAAGCACACUAUGUGGCCUCUAACAUGCUCUUUUAUGAUGUAUAGGGCAGCAUACAUAUAUAAAUACAUAUUCCCUUCUGUGUACCAAUCACACAGCAAGUACACUUUGGUUUUAGAAAAAAUGGUUGCAAAAAUAAUUUCAGUGAUCAGAGUAACCCAACAGUGUCACAAAUUGUAACAAUUGUAUUACAUGAAUUGAAGGUGUUAUAUUUUCAGAUAUCUAGCCUGUCAGUCCAGUUAGACAGUGUGCUCAUGAGAUAUUUGUGAGACUUAAUGAAGCAAUAAAUUUCAGAAAAUAAUGUAGCAUUAUGUCAAUAUAUAUUUUCAUAGUUUUAUGUAGUUAAGUGUUUGAAAAACAAUGCUGUGAGUAUGUGAAAUUAUUUUGCACAAAUAAUAGCCUAAUAUUAAUACUUCUGAGAGACUGCAUGGUCAAUGGGACCACAUCCUGAUCAAGCGUGGCCUACAAUGAAUAUUUCAUGGACAAAAAGUCCCACAUCUUUGUCCCACAUCUAUUUGUGGAAAUAAAUCAAUAUGAAAAGGAUAUCUGCUUAUAUGUCUUUAUGGAAUUCUCAAAUUGGAAUAUUAAGGGAAAUGUGAUUACAGGUUAAAGAUUCCAACAUCAGUCUUGAGUUCUUGCUGUGAUUACACAUCCAUUUGUAUUGAGCUUCCAGCAAUCUGUAAAAAUGUUAGAUUUGUACUUGGAGGUGUAAAUUCAGCUAGUAUAUUUGAAUCAUUCAUAUUACAACAUCUGUGCAUCAAGACCUGAAGUAUAAACCUAGCCUCAUUAAGGACAUGAUAAAUAAUGUCAAUGUCAAUGUAGAAAGUAAAUUUAGAAACCAAAGUGCUGUAUGUAACAAGAUGCUCCACCAUCUUGGACCAAUUGCAGGCGUGAGAGAGAGGCCUGGCUAACACCAACAUAAAGUGAGUUACAGUAGCCUACUCCGGAUGGCAUGGAUUACUCUUUCAGUCAUUAAAUGAUAGAAAUGGUUGGCAUAAUGGCAUAAUCUACUAAACAUACAACUAAAUCAAUGUUUUUUUUGUUGUUUUUAAAAUGUAACUAAUCUGUGAAAUGUAAAAGAAUGUACUUUAUUGUAUACUUGUCAUCUAGUAAAGUGUGCCAUUUAUAACACAGAGAAAAAGUAUAUUAUUAUUUAUUAUGUUUCUGUAUUG
Molecule: messenger RNA, 5337 nt
Organism: Alosa alosa (allis shad)
Lineage: Eukaryota; Metazoa; Chordata; Actinopteri; Clupeiformes; Clupeidae
Gene: chata
Product: choline O-acetyltransferase a
Exons: 15
Coding region: 214-2070 (618 amino acids)
Biological process (GO): neuromuscular synaptic transmission; acetylcholine biosynthetic process
Cellular component (GO): neuron projection; cytoplasm
Molecular function (GO): choline O-acetyltransferase activity
Source: RefSeq, a predicted model, not a curated record